AUGCCGACUCCCAUCGAUCGCGCAGUGCAACAACGUGGCCCUUUCUUCGCUUUCGCUGCAGUCGUUGCUGGCGUUGCAGCAUGGAGUAUCUGGGGACAAGACAUCUUUCCUAGUCAAGACCCCACUGGCGACCCAGAAACAUGGACUCACGAUCAAUGCAUUACCUGGCUCAAGCACCCCUGGCUACUGUCAACAUACCAUGGCAUUUCGCUGAUGAUAGGUGCUGUCGGUUGA
This is a messenger RNA of Alternaria atra, 234 nucleotides long. RefSeq lists its product as uncharacterized. Bases 1 to 234 code for a protein of 77 amino acids. The transcript is spliced from 4 exons. NCBI's taxonomy places the organism in Eukaryota, Fungi, Ascomycota, Dothideomycetes, Pleosporales, Pleosporaceae. The record is from RefSeq and is a predicted model, not a curated record.